This is a messenger RNA of Aspergillus japonicus CBS 114.51, 1780 nucleotides long. It is a transcript of the gene arp6, whose product is annotated as actin family protein. The record is from RefSeq and is a predicted model, not a curated record. The coding region runs from base 123 to 1541 and encodes 472 amino acids. Gene Ontology annotation, cellular component: Swr1 complex. Gene Ontology annotation, molecular function: nucleosome binding. Lineage: Eukaryota; Fungi; Ascomycota; Eurotiomycetes; Eurotiales; Aspergillaceae. The transcript is spliced from 4 exons.
ACUCGAACCACCACAUUCAACAAUUCUGGGUUCCGGACUCCGUGCCAUUUGCUCAUGCAUGGAUUCGAGGCAUCCGAAGCCACUUUAUCGAACCGCACCCGUCCCAUCAUUCUUUCCUCAGCAUGGGCUCAGCUAAGCCGCGUCCGUCUGGCGGCAGAGCUUCCGUCGCCAAAGCCCCGACCCUCCAAGCUCUACCGGAUAAAACCUUCAUUGUCGACAAUGGCGCCUAUACCCUGAAAGCCGGAUAUGCGCCGGAAUACCCGCCUCCUGAGGACGAGGAAAAGGCGCUUUCGGCGUGCGCUACGAUACCCAACACGAUUGUGAAGACACGUGGGAACCGCAUAUACGUCGGCUCGCAACUCAACACACAUGUGACCGACUGGAACGAGAUGUCCUUUCGUCGACCGGUAGAGAAGGGAUACAUUGUCAACUGGGAAGCUCAGAAAGAGAUCUGGGAGCACUCGUUCUUCGACGAGAAGACCGUGCGAAGCAAGGAGCUGCGCAUCACCGACCCGGAAGACACCACCUUGGUGCUGACGGAGGCGCCCAAUGCGUUGCCCAUCCUGCAAAAGAACGCCGACGAGAUUGUGAUGGAGGAGUGGGGCUUUGGCGGUUAUUACAGGAGCUUAGGGCCGCCGUUGAAUGCUUGGAACGAGGUGAACACUGUCUUCGGAGAUCCGGUUGUGAAAGAGGCGGAUUCUGUCGUGUCGCCAAGAGAAUGUUUACUGGUCAUCGACUCUGGCUACUCCCACACCACGGUGACGCCUGUCUACCGAGGCCAACCGCUUCAACGUGCCAUACGCAGACUCGACCUGGGUGGCAAACAUCUUACGAAUUAUUUGAAGGAGAUGGUGUCCGUGCGGCAAUAUAACAUGGUGGAUGAAACCUAUAUCAUGAAUGAGGUCAAAGAGGCUGUUUGCUAUGUGAGCAACAACUUCGUUGGCGACUUGGAAAAGACCUGGAAAGGCAAUCGAAAGCGUGACCUUUCUGAUUCGCAAGAGGGCGUCGCAGUAGACUAUGUCCUUCCGGACCCCAAUGCGGGAAAGAAGGGCUUCGUGCGACCACACGAUCCAUUACUGAACGCUAAGAAGAGGAAAGGAGCGCUGUCCGGUGCCUGCGCUGAGGCACUCUCCGAAGAUGCCCUGGUCUUGGGCAACGAGCGGUUCACUGUCCCGGAAGUCCUGUUCACUCCCGGUGACAUUGGCAUGAAACAGGCCGGGAUCCCGGACAUCGUUCUGCAGAGUCUUUCUGUAUUGCCUACCGGGUUGCACCCGGCCUUCUUGGCCAACGUCCUGGUUGUUGGCGGGAACUCAUUACUACCGGGGUUCAUGGAGAGACUGGAGACCGAGCUGCGCCAACUAGCAUCCGCCGAGUGUGUUGUAAGAGUGCGAUGCCCUCAAGACCCAAUUCGAUCCACUUGGCUGGGGGCAUCGCGACUGGCCACCAAUAGAGAAGAGUUGAAGAAAGUCGCUAUUACUCGUCAGGAAUACCAAGAGUAUGGUUCCUCCUGGGCUGGUCGGAAGUUUGCUGGUGCAUUAUAACCGGCCGGGGAGUUCAAGGUUUAAAGCGCGAUUGGCGUCUUCGGAGGUUUGAGCUGCAGCUUUUCAUUUGUAAUUCUAGGCUGGCACCUUUCCUGUUUGCGUGUGUACUGUGUAGUAGCUAUGUGUCCUUGAUACCCUUUCUCAAGUUAUCAGCUGGUUCGAUCGAAAGUGCGGGACACAGCCGAGCGUAGCAUUUUGAUGAAAUGUCAUUGCGAGGAUUGUACGGUACAACCAUCUAA